Messenger RNA from Penicillium salamii, 969 nucleotides. The record is from the annotation of a GenBank genome assembly. Lineage: Eukaryota; Fungi; Ascomycota; Eurotiomycetes; Eurotiales; Aspergillaceae.
AUGAUCUUAUCAAACGUCACCUCCAACAACAUCAUGGAGAAACUACCUCUCCACUCUGGUGAUGGAUCGGAUUCAAUCGAUCAACACGAAAGACGUACACGGCCAACCACAGCCACCUUUUUGCGCCGCCUGGGUAUCGCCGUGCUCUUCCUCGUCGGCUACUACCUACUGCUGCUGAAGCCAUCACCCACAUGCGAUGGCCAUCACAACACCCAUCUCCAGCCGGAUAGCUUCACCGGAGCUGUUGGCGAUGCUGUAACAGAAGACAAAGGACUGGGACUCUCUAUCCCAGGUGCACAGAAGACACUGGAGCAAACCAAGAUCCCGCUGGAAGCUCACAUCAUGAGCAAAUGUCCAGAUGCCAAAGCUUGCUUACAAAAACUGGUUCUCCCUGCGAUGGAGCAAAUUCAUGACAAAGUUUCAUUCAAGCUUUCCUUUAUCGCCAGUGUCUCGCCCAACACUGAAGAGAUAGAGUGCAAGCACGGUCCAGGUGAAUGCAUCGGUGACAUGCUCUUGCUCUGUGCAGCCAACCUUCCGUUCCCUGCGACUGAGGAUGAAUCACUCCUCCCACCUCAGUACCCCCGGACCCCAAUUGUUCGCUCACUAGGAUUUGCAAAUUGUUUGAUCAACGAUUUCUCCCAGAUCCCCGACAGGGAAUUUGUGCACCAAUGUGCCAUGGAAUUUGGGAUCGACUUCGAUGCCCUGAACAAAUGUGCGAGCCAACAGAACGAUGACCCAGGCGACGGAGGACAUGGUGGUCCACCCCUAAGCGGUAUUGCCCUUUUGCGUGAGAGCGCUGCUCGGAGUGAACAGCUUGGUGUUCAAACCAGCUGCACAGUGCGCCUGGACGACACUGUUUGGUGCAUCCAUGACAACAACGAAUGGAAAGACUGUGGCCAGGACAACCAGGGCAGCAAGCCUUCCUCUCUGAUUGAGCAGGUGGACAAGCUUUACAAGGAGCGAAACUGA